GUCAGUCCUCCUCUGAAGGGAGCCAGGGCUGCUGAGGGGCAGCAGCAGCAGAGGCUCCUUCUUCUUCUUGUUGUUGUUGCUCUGCUCCUUCCUUCCUUCCUUCUUCCCUUUGCCCUCGGGGCAGGCCCAGCACUGGGGCGGCGUAGGGGGUGUGAGUAUGGGGGGAGCCUAGAGCCGCCUCUCCAGGAGCAGAGAGAGAGAGAGAGAGGCAGGCAGCAGCAGAGGGCUUCUCCUUCUCCUUCUUCUUCUUGGUGGCCAUGAGGCGAGGAGGAGGAGGAGGAGGAGUUGCUGCCUGGGAGUACUACUCCUACUCCUAGUAGUAGCAGUGGUGCCUCUGGCCGUGUGGGGCAUGCGGUGGAAGGGAGGAGGAGGCCGCGAUGAGGAAAAGCAGGGGGCUCCCCCGGAUGGUCCUGGCCACUUCCCUGGGCUCCCUCCUCCUCCUCUGCCUCUUCUACUUCCAGAGCAGCCUCAGCCCAGCUGCAGAAGACAGGAUUUUGAAGACUGUCUGGCAUGGGAAGGCUGGCCGAAGCCCACUCCAAACUCUUUACUACAGUGACCAGGUUGAGCAAUCUUCCCUACAGGCCACUCACCAGCACAGGCGGGAACUGCUGAACAGUAUGUGCAGCCGUUACACUCGCAAGCGUCGUCUCCUGACUCCUGAUGACUUGCGCCACCUGGUUGUUGAUGACAUCCACGGGAUGCUGUAUUGCUACGUCCCCAAGGUGGCUUGCACCAAUUGGAAGCGAGUCAUGAUGGUCUUGACAGGGCAGGGCAAGUACCAGGAUCCUCUGGACAUCCCAGCCAAUGAGGCACAUGUGCCCUCCAACCUACACACUCUCUCAGAAUACAGCAUCCCUGAGAUCAACUACCGCUUGCGAAACUACCUCAAGUUUAUCUUUGUUCGGGAGCCUCUUGAAAGGCUGGUCUCGGCUUACCGCAACAAGUUCACCCGCAACUACAACACGGCAUUCCACAAGCGCUACGGGACAAAGAUCAUUCGACGGCAUCGGCGGGACCCCACGAAUGAGGCCCUGGAACAUGGCCACGAUGUGCAUUUUGAGGAGUUUGUGUACUACUUGCUGGAUCCACGGACGCAGCAUGAGGAGCCUUUCAAUGAGCACUGGGAGCGAGUGCACUCCCUGUGUCACCCCUGCAUCAUCCACUAUGAUGUGGUGGGCAAAUAUGAGACAUUGGCCAAGGAUGCCAAUUACAUCCUGCAACUGGUUGGGGCUGAUGCAGGCGUCAAGUUCCCAUCCUCCUCCAAGACCACCAGGACCAAUGAUGACAUGACAGCUAAAUUCUUCCAGAACAUCAGCCCCUUCUACCAAAGGAGAUUAUUUAAUUUAUACAAAAUGGAUUAUUUGCUUUUCAAUUAUACCAUUCCUUCUUAUUUACGCAUCCGAUGAGACUGACCCUCCUACCCUUGCUGUGAUGGACAAUAUAGCACCUAUUGCUUAACAGUGCAGCCACAGUUCUGUCUUUUCCCUCACCCUUAUUUCAGUUAAAAGAAUCUACUGUUGUUCACCUAUCACUUAACCAAAGAUAAUUUUUCUAGCAGGUAGCAGAACUGAAUACAGUGCACCUACGCCAUAUGCAGGCACAUUAUACGCUGUUUUCAGCAUAUGCUGAAAGCAGUGCUGCUUCUUCCGGUGCCAUACAUCAGAAUGAACAAUGACGCAUGCACCCAUGGCAUGCGGGCACCACUGUUGCAGCGCACCACCACGAGCACGAGCCCCAUUACUUGUAAUAGGGCUCGAGCUUAUGUGUUUUUUGUUUUACUGGGGGGGGGGGGUCCGGAACGGAUCCCCCGCGUAAAACAAGGGUGCACUGUACUGGAAUUCUGGUGCAUUGUUAGAAGAUGAGAGAAUAUUCAGAGAAGCAAUAAAAUGUGUAUAUAUUUUUAUGUGUUUGCUUAAAAUUCCCUAAGCUUUUCUCUUCUUCAUCGAUUGAAGAAGGAGGAACGUGAGCCAGAAGUGUCUUAUCGUGAACAGUGUCUUAGUCUGAACUGGAAUUACCUUUGAGAUGAAUCCUAUUUCAUCUCCACUACUCUGCCCCUUCUCAGCUGCCCUUUGGUAUAACUGGCUGUUUUCUACAACACAGUCCAUCAAAAUCCAUUUGUGCUGCAAACUCAGCAGGCAUGAGUAGACACUGCACUGGAGCAGUGCUUAAUAGAUUCUUCUCUUGGGUUAUGUGUCUGUAUUGUGUAUGUGAGUGCCAUAACCAGAAAACUAAUCUCAGAUAUUAAAAUGCAUGUUGACGCAUGGCUGUGUGAAGGAGUAGUUGUGGUUUUCUCUUUUUCUGGGACCAGCACAAUGUGUAUCUAGCCAAAUUAAGCUUUAGAACUGGGUUCUUCAGUUUAAACAUGGAAGUGAAAGCAAUUGAAAAAAACUGGGAUGAGAUGGCAAGAAAUAUUUUGCUGUCUGUAGGUAAACACACUAUAUAGCAGUUCACAUCUGAACAUUUCGAACUCCACUGUUUUCUAGCCAUAAAGAAGGGAUGCCGCAGGGGGUUGGACUGGAUGGCCCUUGCGGCCUCUUCCAACUCUAUGAUUCUAUGAUUCAUGUCUCCCUCAGCAAGGAAGGAAUGUAGAGCAGGCUUCCUACAUCUAAUUUGUUCCUUUUUUAUGAAUAUUAGAUCUCAGUUUGUCAGUUUCUCUCAUGUUACUGCCACGAAUACCCACAUGAAGAAUGUUUGCCAUCCACGCUCUUUUCCAAUCAUCACUCUUUUGAGAGAGUUGUCGGCAAAUAUUUGUGACCCUCCAGAGGUUGAACUGCAGCUCCCCUCACCAAUGGUUGUGCUGUUUAGGGCUGGUGGAAGGUGCAGACAUUUGGGGGGGGGGGGGGCAAAUGUUUCUCACCCCUGCUUUAGGGAACAAACUGGCUUUCUUCUUGGACUGGACUGUUUAAGUUUAGGGUAAAGGAGAAG
Molecule: messenger RNA, 2925 nt
Organism: Sceloporus undulatus (fence lizard)
Lineage: Eukaryota; Metazoa; Chordata; Lepidosauria; Squamata; Phrynosomatidae
Gene: CHST13
Product: carbohydrate sulfotransferase 13
Exons: 3
Coding region: 378-1406 (342 amino acids)
Biological process (GO): carbohydrate biosynthetic process; proteoglycan biosynthetic process
Cellular component (GO): membrane
Molecular function (GO): sulfotransferase activity
Source: RefSeq, a predicted model, not a curated record